CGCCAGUUACCCGGUAUAUAUUUUCCAUUUUUUGCCUCUCACUAUUCUAUUAUCCCUCUCUUUUGCAUCCCCAAUAUUACCAACGCACAAAAAACACAACACACAAUACUCAUGUUGGCUAGUGGAAAUCGCGCCGUUCGCACUUUAUCCAAGCUGAGCCGCGGGGCAAUGCAUCCGGCAAGAGCAGCCUCGGCGAAUCUCAUCAGGGCGAGUGCAUUGCCGUCGGUCAUGGUACCAACGACGCUGUUCCACACAGGCGCGCAUGUACAAAUGGGGCAUCCGCCCAUGCGCGACGGUGACGAGCUUAGCCAGCCACUGGAGCCAUCCGACGUGCGGUCGUUCUGGGAUAACAUGCGCCAGGACGCAUCAUCAUCGGACCAGCCCUCAAGCGAUUCAAAGAACGCCAAGCUGGACAUCGGUGCCCUGCGCCAGCUUGUCGCCACAAUCGUUAACAAGCACGCGAAUAAUGGUGCAGUAGCCAUGGGCCUGAAUGCACAGAGCUGCUGCGACCUGUAUGAGGUCCUGGACGCAACCGGGCGCGUUGACUUUCUUAGCCUGCUGUCCCGCGAGUUCUGCACGCCCAGUGGCGCCGCGCAGGAGGCUGCCAAGGCGUAUCUGGCCAGUGCGGAGCAGUCCGACGAUCCCGCACACAGCGCCAUGCAGGCGCGCACACUGCGGGACAGCCUGACCCCGCAGUACUCGGAGCUCUUCGACCAGAUCAACCGACUGCCCGGCGGGUUUGCCUUCCUGGUCCAUAUGCGCGGGGAUAUGCUUGCUCAAAUGCGCGUCGCCCGGCAGGACACGCCAUUGCGGGCCAUGAGCGACCUGCUGCAGCGCAAGCUGGAAACGUGGAUCAUCGGCACCCUCGAUCUGAAGCGCAUCACAUGGAACUCCCCCGCAUGCACUAUUGAGAAAUUGGGACAGUAUGAGUCCGUGCAUGCAGUCAGAUCCUGGCUGGAUGUCAAGCGGCGGCUGGGCAGCGGCCGCCGCUGCUUUGGCUUCUUCCACCGCAGUGUCCCCAUGGAACCCCUGGUCUUUGUCUGGGUGGCUUUAACGAAUGAAAUCGCCACCAGUGUGCAGGGCAUCUUGGGAGAGCCCGAGUCCCCGCGGGCGAGCGAGCAUGCCGCCCAGUGCGCUAUCUUCUACUCGAUCAACUCGCAGCCUGGCCUUUCCGGCGUCGAUCUGGGGAAUUUCCUGAUCAAACGUGUCGUCGGUGUGCUCCGCGCCGAGCUGCCCAAUAUUAAGACGUUCUGUACACUAUCGCCGCUGCCGCGCUUCCGCGCCUGGCUCGACAAGUGGCUGACGCCCGAACACCUCGCCCAUCCUCCAACAAACAUUGGUUUGUCUGAGCAAGAACAGAGGGAUCUGAUAAACCGGGUGCCUGGCGCAGAGACUUGGACUGCGGCGCUGAAGCACCUGAUUGAUAGCCGCGGGUGGACCUCCGACCAGAACAACUUGGUCGCCAUGGAGCCUGUUGUCCGGUCCCUGGGCGCCCACUACCUGGCCAGUGUUAAGCGCGGCGGGACCAAGAUGGCUAUGGACCCGGUGGCGAACUUCCACUUGAGAAACGGGGCCUGUCUGCAUCAGGUCAAUUGGCGCGGCGACACGUCAUACAAUGGUCUGCGCCAGUCACUCGGUCUCAUGUGCAACUACAACUACGUGCUGGACCGCAUCGAGGACAACAAUGAGAAGUACGUUGCUAAUGGCACUAUUGCUGUGUCUGGAUCAGACCCGUAUAUUGCUCGCAGUCGCCAGCAGCAGCAGCCGCUGACGGCAAAGCUCUGACGUGUAUCAUGUGACUAUGGCCACAAGCUUUGUUGCAACCGCUGUAUUUCGAAUCGGGCUUUUUAACAUGGAAAUUCUGUCCAGGGCCCAAUAAAAUAAAGUGAUCAAUGCAAACGGU
Kickxella alabastrina is the source of this 1903-nucleotide messenger RNA. RefSeq names its product malonyl-CoA decarboxylase-domain-containing protein. Bases 112 to 1785 code for a protein of 557 amino acids. The transcript has a single exon. Gene Ontology annotation, molecular function: malonyl-CoA decarboxylase activity. The record is from RefSeq and is a predicted model, not a curated record. Gene Ontology annotation, cellular component: mitochondrial matrix; peroxisomal matrix. Lineage: Eukaryota; Fungi; Kickxellomycota; Kickxellomycetes; Kickxellales; Kickxellaceae. Gene Ontology annotation, biological process: positive regulation of fatty acid oxidation; fatty acid biosynthetic process; malonyl-CoA catabolic process.